Messenger RNA from Rhagoletis pomonella (apple maggot), 1703 nucleotides. Its product is annotated as ADP,ATP carrier protein-like. The record is from RefSeq and is a predicted model, not a curated record. Bases 424 to 1344 code for a protein of 306 amino acids. Gene Ontology annotation, biological process: mitochondrial ADP transmembrane transport; mitochondrial ATP transmembrane transport. The transcript has 3 exons. Gene Ontology annotation, cellular component: mitochondrial inner membrane. NCBI's taxonomy places the organism in Eukaryota, Metazoa, Arthropoda, Insecta, Diptera, Tephritidae. Gene Ontology annotation, molecular function: ATP:ADP antiporter activity.
UUCAAUUUGUGCCACUCCAUACAAAAACGAAAGGAGAAAGGAAUGCAGAGUGGAAGGCCUUUUGAUUCUCAGGAAGGCCUUUCGGAAGUGCUUUUAACUCCUGAAAUUAUCUACUGGGCGGUUUGUACUUUAAACGACGAUAUUUAUAUAUUUUCUUGGACACAUACAUAUAACUUCAGACUGCUUCAGUUUUACGUGGGGAACAUCUGUUCCUACAAUUCGGGAUUAACACCGCUAACUUAUUUUCUGUUAUCGUUCAUUCAAUUGUUACCGAAACCUUUUUUGAAUAACUCAAAAAAUUAUUCAAAUUUUCUUUCGCCUUAUCGCAUUCAGUUCGUCUACUUUUUCGUUCUUCGGAUUUAAAUUUUUAAAUUUCAUAUUUAAAAUAUAUAAUUAAUUUAUACUCGAAUAUCGAAAAAGAAAAUGGGGGAAGGAGAAAAAAAAUCAGACAUGUCGGAUUCGAUGGCAUUUCUUAAGGAUUUCCUUGCUGGAGGAGUUUCUGCAGCGAUUGCUAAAACCGCAAUGGCACCAAUUGAACGCGUAAAAUUACUUCUGCAGGUGCAAGCCAUAUCAAAGCAAAUUUCAACUGAAAAACAAUAUAAGGGAAUGAUAGAUUGCUUUAUACGAAUCCCGCGAGAGCAAGGAUUUCUUGCCUAUUGGCGAGGUAAUUUAGCUAAUGUGAUAAGAUAUUUCCCCACUCAGGCCUUGAAUUUUGCCUUCAAGGAUAAAUAUAAGCAGAUAUUCUUAAGUGGCGUUAAUAAAAAAGAGCAGCCAGGACGUUAUUUCAUUGGUAAUUUGCUCUCUGGAGGGGCGGCAGGUGCCACGUCACUUUGCUUUGUAUACCCUUUGGAUUUUGCGCGUACACGAUUGGCUGCAGAUGUUGGAAAAACUGGGCAACGUGAAUUCAAUGGACUUUUUGAUUGUAUAGUUAAAGUAUUCAAGAGUGACGGCAUACUUGGAUUAUAUCGUGGUUUCAUUGUGUCUGUUCAAGGAAUUAUUAUGUAUCGUGGCGCUUAUUUUGGUUGCUAUGACACAGCUCGUGGACUUUUACCGGAUCCCAAAAAUGCUCCAAUAUGGCUCAACUUUAUGAUAGCUGAAGCGGUAACAACUGCUGCCGGUAUAGUUUCAUAUCCGUUUGAUACAGUGCGACGACGUAUGAUGAUGCAGUCCGGUUUGAAAGUCAAUGAACGUAUAUAUAAAAAUACAGCACAUUGCUGGCUAGUAAUCGCCCGAACAGAGGGCCCUUUAGCAUUCUUUAAAGGAGCAUUUUCAAAUGUGUUACGUGGAACAGGUGCUGCUAUAGUAUUGGUUUUAUAUGAUGAAAUUAAAAAUCUUAUUCAGUGAUAUAAAACUCAACUGAAAUUAAUCAAUAUACAUACAUAAGUAUUUGUAGUUAACAUUAAAUAAGAAAUUCCUAAUUUUGGUAAACUUGAGUUCAGUUCUUAUAAAUACAUAUGUUCAGACAAGGAAUGAUUUGAACCAUAAUGAGCUUUGGUUUUGAUUAAACACAAUCCAUGAUUCAAUAAUUAAUUCAAUUAUUAUUGAAUCAUGAACACAAUCCAGGUUAUUUUUCAAACUCGUAUUUAGAGUACAACAGUUGUACUACAACUCCACAACAAGCUUCUCAGGCGUUUGGCGCUUCAGCUACACAAUUCAACCUAAAAAGCGCGGAACGCCUAAUAAGCUAUACCCUAAUGGCGUUA